AUGGCCGGCCAAGGCAAGAGGGUGACAUUCCCCUCCGACCGCAGCAUAGCCACGGCCAGGGACCCCGAGACGGGUGAAGACGUCCCCGUUGCGCCGACCAACAGACUGGUGGUAAGCAGGACGCAGCGAACACCAGACGAGGUAGCCUUCUACCGACUAGAGCUGAGCAACAGCCUCGCGCAGCAGGUAGCCCUCCGCCGGGACGAUGACGAGACGGGUCUGCACAGGUUCCGCUUCAGGAUCCAGGACAGCCGCGUGGAGGCGCAGUGGAGGCUGGCGGACGCCAACAGGGAGGCGCUGCACGCGCAGGCGGCCGAGAGCGGCGUGCUCGACCUGGCCUUUUUCGCGGCCCGCAAGGCUGCCAACGUCACCCGGCUCCGCGGCAUCGUCGGGAGGCUGGUCGAUCUGGACGCGUCGACGCCGCCCGGCUCAGGCUUCAGGACCGUCGUCUGUCCCUACCGGGGCGACGAGCUCAACUUUGUCAACCCGGGCUGCCCGCUCCUGACCGAGGGCGCGAGGCUGCUCAGGUGGCUAGACGCGAACCUGUGCAUCGUCGCCGACGUCUUCCACCAGAACUCGGCCUGCAUGGCCUAUGCCAGGCUCCACACAUACCGGCUGCAGCAGGGCCAGCUGGCCUCGACGGAAUCGGUGUUCAUCCUGGGGGCAACGGCGAGCGAGACUGCGAGCAUGGCUGCCGAGGCAGCAGAGAUGGCGGGGGAGGAACCUGGCAUUCCUGCACCGCCAUCGCUAACCUCGACCCCCACCCAGCAGGCCACAUCUGGUACCGGGCCCUCUGGCUCCGGAGGGACGACGGCGGACGGGGACUAG
This is a messenger RNA of Geosmithia morbida, 828 nucleotides long. RefSeq lists its product as uncharacterized. Lineage: Eukaryota; Fungi; Ascomycota; Sordariomycetes; Hypocreales; Bionectriaceae. The transcript has a single exon. The coding region runs from base 1 to 828 and encodes 275 amino acids. The record is from RefSeq and is a predicted model, not a curated record.